Eriocheir sinensis (Chinese mitten crab) is the source of this 9120-nucleotide messenger RNA. Its product is annotated as cationic amino acid transporter 4-like. Gene Ontology annotation, cellular component: plasma membrane. NCBI's taxonomy places the organism in Eukaryota, Metazoa, Arthropoda, Malacostraca, Decapoda, Varunidae. Gene Ontology annotation, biological process: transmembrane transport; amino acid transport. The transcript has 10 exons. Bases 1751 to 3769 code for a protein of 672 amino acids. Gene Ontology annotation, molecular function: amino acid transmembrane transporter activity. The record is from RefSeq and is a predicted model, not a curated record.
CACAGCACUCACAGUCACACACUCCCACUCUCACAGUUGUCUCCUAUUGCUGUUGUUGGAAGAGAAGCGAACGGUAAAGCAGUGUUAAGUCAGUGUUGUUUGUGUACCGUAUUAUAAUGUAAUGCCACAGUGAAACGAAUACGUAUAUGAUUAUGUGCAUCUCGGGGCUCAGAAGUUAUAUUGGUUGGACCUCUUCCAGUACGUCAUGCAAUCUAAACACAGACGAUUCUGCUGCAUAUAAGAACGUAGAGUUGACUGCAAGAGGUCAGUCAGUCGGUUUAUUCAGGUCAUUUCCCUCACCACACAUUUUCAAGUCAGUACUAAUAAGAGCUGUGUGCCUCCUGCUGUCUGUUAUGCAGUUAUCAAUAUAUUUGUGAAGAACUGGCAACCUAGUUUGAGUGUUAUAGUGUCUCGCUGUGGUCUUCAAACUUCUGAUAGUGACCGCGUUAAGUCUUUGAAGCCCUUGGACAGUAAUAUAAGAGCUAUGUUCCCCUCGCCUUAUGAUAAUCAAAGUGACGACCCGGGGACAUAUAUCUGAAGUGUCUGCGUGAUUGGCACCUUCCUGAGCCGCUAAGCCGUGGGUGACGCGCGGGUCGUGGCUCACAAACUGAUCACAUAAUCCGCUUCUAAUUGUUAUCACUGCAUUUCCCGUCAUAAAGUAUUGGCAGCUGUGCAUCAUUAUCAUUCUCCAGCUCAAUCUAAACCAGGCUGGGUGCUGAAGACUGCCACUGUUCAGGAAUAUGCGACACUAGGAGCAGUCUACAUCGUGAUCCAGUGCUGUGACGAGACCCAUAAUACUAGGGACUGCGUUAUCGAGGUGCUAAUACUCCGUUGUGAGACUGAAGCUCAUAUACUCAAACUUCUCAAGGCUUACACACCCACAUUUGAGAAGGCCUUCGUAGAGGUUGUGUUAGUAUUGCCUUGGGUAGUUUUAUUAGCCUAAUAAUAGUUUGACACGGGGAACGAAAGGUGUUUGGGCUUACUUACUCAGAGAACUCACUGAGAAGGCGUUGAGGUUGUGUUAGUAUUGCUAGGGUAGUUUUAUGAGCCUAGUGAUAGUUUGACACGGGGAACGAAAGGUGUUAGGGCUUACAUACCCAGAGAACACACUGAGAAGGCCUUCGUAGAGGUUGUGUUAGUUUUACCAUGGGGAGUUUUAUGAGCCUGGUGAUAGUUUGACAAGGCUUUUGCACCAUGAAUGUGAAGAAACACUCAUGAAAACCCGACUAAUAUCCUUUGUGGCCUUGGGGAAUGGUUGUUGGGAGAGCCGAAAGCGUCUGUGAGUGCGAACCUGCUGGGGCUUAUAAGAGUUAACACCACAGUCCAACACCGUGUCUUCGUAACAACCGGAACCACACUACACAACCCCAUACACUCCAUAAUGGUGAGGUUCUCUACUCACCAUACACCAAAUACACAACAAGAGGUUAUCCGUGUAUAGUAUCCUCAAAUUUCUGAACUUAGAUAUGAAGACCAAACACUGUACAAGGAAUUAUCGAAGUCUUUAGUAUUGGUUUGGGAGUUUACUCAUCCCGGCGGCCGCAGAGACGAGUGACUUCAAGACCCUUACCUUACUUUCCGCCACCUGUUGGACGUUGCGCUAAAUCUGAAUAAUUGAGUUCCCCGUUCCGAUGAUGAUGAUGAUGAUGAUGAUGGAUGUUUGUCCGUGAGCGUGACGUAACAUGAGGAGAUAGGGGUGAAAGCAGGUGGUAGCGAGAUCAUCAACACAACCACCACCAGCGCCACCAGGAUGACGGGGGGGCUGAGGCAGAGGCUAAUGACGGAGGCGUGGGGCGGGACGUGGCAUCGCAUGUGGCGCACGAAGAAGGUGGCCUCAGGGAUGAUGGAGACGCCCCUCAGCCGAUGUCUCUCCACCCUGGACAUCACCCUGCUUGGCAUCGGGCACAUGGUCGGGGCGGGCAUCUACGUGCUGACGGGGACGGUGGCCAAGGACGCUGCGGGACCCGGUAUCGUGCUCUCCUUCCUGCUGGCCGGCUUCGCGUCCUUCCUCUCCGCUCUCUGCUACGCCGAGUUCGGGGCGCGGGUCCCCAAAGCGGGCUCGGCAUACGUCUACACCUACGUGUCGGUGGGCGAGUUCUGGGCGUUCGUGAUUGGCUGGAACAUCAUCCUCGAGCACAUGAUUGGCGCGGCGUCGGUGGCUCGGGCGUGGUCUGGCUACGUGGACUCGUUCUUCGACAAGGCUCUCAGUAACUUCACGAUGUCGACCAUCGGCACCAUGCACGCGGGCUACCUGGCGCCCUACCCGGACUUCCUGGCCUUUUUCGUGACGCUUGUCUACUGCAGCUUCUUGACCUUGGGUGUGAAGGGUUCAGCCUACUUCAACUCCAUCUUCACACUCAUCAACCUCUGCGUCAUGGGCUUCGUCAUCGUCGUGGGGCUUUACUUCGCUGACUUCACCAACUGGACCGGGGGAGAUGGCUUCCUGCCCUACGGGAUGUCCGGAGUGGUCGCAGGGGCCGCCACCUGCUUCUACGCCUUCGUCGGGUUUGACAGCAUUGCCACGGCGGGCGAGGAGGCCAAGGACCCGGCCCGCUCCAUCCCGCGGGCGACGCUAGUGUCCAUGAGCGUGGUGACGGUGGGCUACGUCCUGGUGGGCGCCACGCUCACCCUCAUGGUGCCCUACAACACUCUCAACCCCGCCGCCGCCAUCCCCGACGCCUUCGCAGUUCACGGCGCCGCGUGGGCCAAGUACGUGGUGAGCGUCGGGGCACUGUGCGGGAUGACCACCACGCUGUUCGGCUCGCUGUUCAGCCUUCCUCGCUGCGUCUAUGCUAUGGCGGUGGACGGCCUCGUGUUCUCCUGGCUGGCGCGCGUCUCAGACAAAACCAAGGUCCCCAUCAUCACGUUGCUGCUGUGUGGGUUCUUCUCGGCGCUCAUCGCUCUGCUCUUCGACAUCGAGAAGCUGGUGGAGUUCAUGAGCAUCGGGACCCUCAUGGCCUACACCAUCGUCAGCGCCUCCGUCAUCAUCCUGCGCUACCAGCCGGCGUCCAGGUGCAACAUCACGAGUCCCUCCCACAGCCAGGUAACCACGCCCACGUCCGUCGGUCCGCCUUCGCCCACCACGCCCACGGACGACGCAAUGAAGUCGCCUUCAGAUACGUGCUCCCUUCUGGGUCGCUGCUCGCCCCGGGAACCCAGUGAGGACGGCUUUGGCGAUGGCGGGGAGCUGCGGUCUUCGUUCAGGUGGCUGCUGACGCUCGUUGGGAAGCGGGAGCCGGGCGUGGUGGCGGCCUAUGCGGUGGUUAUAUUCACGGUGUUCAGCGCCGCGCUCUGCUCCCUCGUGCAGUUCGGCGGCGACUUCCUAGCGCUUCCUUACCCUGCCGUGUGGGCCGUCUUCCUCUGCAUCUUCCUCGUCCUCGCCCUGAUAUUCAGCGUGAUGGUGAUCGUGGCGCACCAUCAGAACCAGCUGGUGCUCUCCUUCCGCGUGCCGCUGGUGCCACUGCUGCCCCUCACCUCCAUCUUCUUCAACGUGGGCCUCAUGAUGCACCUCAACCCCAUGACGUGGCUGAGGUUCGUCAUCUGGAUGGCCCUGGGCCUCUUACUCUACUUCACCUACGGGCAGCACCAUUCACGGGAAGGCGAGCCAGUCACCAGCUGUUCCACCCUGCUGAGCGAACCUGCACCAGCCGGCAACACGGUCUUCGGCUCUAUGCAACAAACCCUCUCUCAAGUCACCUCCAAGAUCGCCUCAGCCUCCACCGAGGGCAAGAAACCCGUGUUGGACCAAGAGGAUAACGAUAACCUGUGAGCGCGUCGCGUGGUGGAUGAUGAUGACGACGCCUCACCAGGGAAAUCAUCUGUGUAAUGCGAUCUGCGGGGACGGAGAGUGAAGGGAAGGGUUGCCGUGUGUGUGUGUGUGGGGGGGGGGGGGGGAUGUGGGUGGGGGGAGGUGUGUGUAAGUGUUACGUCACUGUGAACUUUAGUCGAGGGCGUCGGGGGGUUGGUGUGUGGGAGACCUGCUGGCAGGAGUGACCUUUUGAGACUGCAAAUGAAAAGUGCUGGAUGAGAAUCUUAAGCGAAACGGAGGAGACAUCAACAUGAAACAAAAAGGAAACCCCUAUAACAUACAUUCCUAUAUAUCACGCGUGGCUACUCUUGGCUACUCACCCAGUUUUACUUCCAUCAACUGCAUAUAUCAAAGAGAAAAGCUCAAAGCAAUAGAAAGACCUGAAGAGCUAACACGCCAGCACUUACUACGAUCAUUGCAAUACUUAGAACAAGUCACAAUAUCCUACUGAAGGGUGUCUGACGUAUAUAGGGCAUUUGAAGUGACUAUGGGCGAAGUUCGAUUUUGGAGAGUCUAAGGAAACGUAUGGAGAUAGAUCAAGGAGAUUUAAAGUAUCGCUAUCCAUUGUGAUUUGAGUUCUAUAGCUAAUUGUUUCUGACUCAUUGGACUAAAUUCGGCUUGCUGGGUCAAAGGAAACGUAUGGAGAUAGAUCAAGGAAGUUAACAGUAUCGCUAUCCAUUGUGAUUUGAGUUCUAUAGCUAAUUGUUUCUGACUCACUGGACUAAAUUCGGCUUGCUGGGUCUAAGGAAACGUAUGGAGAUAGAUCAAGGAAGUUAACAGUAUCGCUAUCCAUUGUGAUUUGAGUUCUAUAGCUAAUUGUUUCUGACUCUGGACGAAAUUCGGCUUGCUGGGUCAAAGGAAACGUAUGAAGAUAGAUCAAGGAAGUUAACAGUAUCGCUAUCCAUUGUGAUUUGAGUUCUAUAACUAAUUGUUUCCGACACACUGGACUAAAUUCGGUUUGCUGGGUCAAAGGAAACGUUAAGAUCUAUUGAGUAUGUUUAAACUAUCGCCAUUCAUCGUGAUUUGGGUUCUAUGGUUGUCCCUCGUGUCAUUCCUCCGCUUCCGGGGAUAUAAAGUUUUCAGUGGUGAUUAAAACAGAAUGGAAAACACCGAACUACAAACGAAGCCUGGAAUCAAUAACUUAGCGUCUCGACUUUUGCUUCAUGGAGAUCACACGCGGUAAACAACUGGCAGCUUCUCGCGGAACUAGUGCAAAGGAAGGAGUUGUCGACCUGUUAGUGCAAAAGCAGAGAUGGAUUACACGUUCAGUCUAUAAGAGGUGAGUUAUUGAGCCACUCGAUGUAUUUCCACCAAGUAUACAUCUGGGACGAACGAACACACACACACACACACACACAGAGAUUAAGUGAGGAUGUAGUAUCGGCGAGGAGUGUACAAAGCUUUAAGUAAAAGUCGGAUAAAUGCAGAUACGGAGACGAGACCACACGAGCGUAAGCCCAAGCCCUCUAAAACUACAACGAGGUAAAUACAACUAGGUAAAUACACGUCAAUGUUCACGGUCUUCGUCUAAGCAUCCAUAACCUUGUCCUCAGCUGAGUUUAGUUAAGGCAGAGUGUGACAGGAAAGUCUGGGCCCAGUGGACAUUCUCAUAGACGGCGUUAUCAUAUUCAUUAUCUUGAUUCAGCGGUGGGUUCAGGGUUAAUUUUAGGGGGUGACUAUUUUAAUGUUGAUUAGGGGAUAGAGAGGGCAGGGUUUUCUGGGAUUAACCUUAACAAAACCCUCCCAUGACACUGCCAGUUUUAUUAUAUUAUCACCAACAACUCACUACAGGAACAGGAACUUGGGCCGCGUAAGUAAGGUUUGAUAUCGAUUUUUAUUUAUUUUUAUUUUUAGGGAGAAGCAAAUUAACUUUCACCUCAGUCGUUUAAUUUUUCUUUCAUUUAGUGCUGAAUAGAUUAAUGUUGGCAUCCCUAUCCCACCAUUUGGAUGAUAAGUCAGUCACAAGUGAACUAAAGGAAGAUGCGAUAAGUUUUUCAUGAUAGCAAGGCGAAGACAAAACCCAGCUCGGUACCUUACGAUUCUUUUUUUACAGUAGAGGAAACAGUUUAAGGGCAACAAAAAGGAAACAAUAAUGAAAAAAAAGCCCGUUACUCACUGCUCCCACAAAUAAGUCAAGAGGAGUGGCCGAAAGAUAGGUCAAUUUUGGGAGGAGAGGUGUCCUGAUAUCCUCCUCUUGAAAACAAACUGACAAAGAUUUGUUUUAAUCUCCUCAUGAAAACACUGCCAAAGACUUGUUUUAAUGAUUUCUCCUCAACAUUGAUUUUACUCCCUUAAUUAAGCUCUAGAAUACAGGCCAAGAGCAGAAAGGAAGUACUAGCAUAAAUAUAUACAUCUAUGCAGAGAAGAGUGCCCCUAUUGUUCUUCUCACUUUCAGGAGUUAAUUUUGAAAUCUACUUUUUCCCAUUUUCACUUGCAUACUAUACGAAUCCCUUCCCUUGAGAUGGCCAGUAGAGACCACAUGGGUAUGAAGAUUGUCGCAAUAUAUGAGUUCAGUAGUCUAUAUUUAUAGCUUAUAUAUGGCUCACAGCAUCUAGACACCCUAUAGAGACCUUACAUCAUCUGCAGGGUCACUAACAGACAUCCAGCAUCAAUGUGUUCACUAUUUUCCUGCCCCGAGAUGCUGCAAUACUGUCUCCAUUUGGUAUGAUUCGUAGAGUGAAAUUAGUACCCAUAGAACAGUGUUAAGGUGAGGGUUCUCCAUGGCAGGGGUUGAGGGGAGGGUAUGUGAGGUCAGGGGAGGUUAUGCUGUGUGUGUUGUGACAGUGUUGGUCAGUGUUGUCGUCUCGGCUCACCAGGGAACGACUGGUUAUAAUAAGGCUAUGCAGUAUCCCAAAGGAGAAACUUGACUCCAUGUUUAAACUGAUGCUGUGUUGAGUUGGUUUCCUUGUUUUCUCUCCGAGGUGUGUUAUGUGCCAAGGGACCUCCUGCUGGUGAUGUAUAUUUCAGUUCGCUGUCGAAAGUCUUAAUGCUCUUCAUGAGGUCUUUCCCAUACUGUUUAUUUUAGCUUAGGGAGGGAUGCUGAAAACAGGAUAGUUAGAUCAUGGUGGCUGUCUUGGGUGGGUGGAGGAGGUGGUGGUGGUGUGCUAACAGGGGCAUGGAUAUACUUGUGCUGUCAAGGGACAUUUGUUUAAAUCAUUCAUUCAAUAGCAGAGUAUUCGUGGAUUUUUAUGUAUACUGUCUGCAUACUUCACUGAUAUGCUGAAGUCUGGUUAUCCUCUCCUCCUGUUGAUUGUAGGGUUACAGGCGGAAGAGGGGUGGGGUGGGGGGCAUACACGGCGUGGGUGUUGUGUAUGAAUGUGUCGGGCCGGGCUGGGGGUGUACAGACGCUUGGACAUACAGCCUCAGGAUAAAAAUCAAUAAUAGUUUUAAUGACAUAAGUGGAUACUGGCCAAGCGCUAGGCAAUAAGACUUGAUAGCACCGUUUACUCCCUGCAAAUAUGAAAUAUGGUUCAGCGUUCAGAAGUGAUUUUGUAAUGUUCUUCCAAAGCGUAAUUCACUGGGAACUAGAGUAUAUUGGAUUGUUGGAAGGCAAUGUAUCUGAAAUUGUCUCUUCUUUGCCUAGCUUCUUUGCCUCUAGCAAAAUAUGCAUAUUUUUUUGUGGAAGUGAGACGAAGUCCAGACUAAUGAACAGCAGCUUGUGUAAUCAUAUGCCCAACAGAUGCUGCGCAGCUGCUAAGAGUGAUUGUGGUGUGUGUGUGUGUGUGUGUGACCGAAUGUCAGUUUUUUUUAUUAUGGUUUACCUCAUUGGUUGGUGUUUGUUGACGAUAAUUGUCCUGCUCCACAAAUGCUCAUAAUGGCGCAGUGCCAGACUAAUAGACACAGUGUAUAUCUGGUGGAGGAUGUGUAAAGAAAACCUGAGCAUCUUCAAACAGUUCCUGCUGUAGUCAGAAGUCCCAAAACUGGGUUGAAGUGUUGCUGAUGCAGUAACGUUACCUUAACAUAAUUGCUCAUGUAUUUUAAACACCAGAACGGUCUUAUUUUUUACCUAUUUAAAUACAGUCCCUGGAACCAACAUUGGAAAGUAAGACUUCAUUAGUUAAAAUUUCAAUGAGCCUUCACUAGAUUCCCUAGCGUUUGUAAGACAUUGCUGAUAAGGAGAAAAUCACAUCAAGUGCCAAGAAGAUCAGGGAGAGCAUUUCUCGACUCGGCUCCAUCCCAAUAGAUACUUUUGGAUUCUAUGUCUGUCAAAGUUGUGUAUCGUUCUGCAUCCCCGCCAAGGGUGCAUCUAGUGAUCAAAGUUUCGUUAAGUAGAACUAUUUAGCAUGCUAGUACCAUUUUCCCUUCGUGGGAUCUAUUGGUUCUAUCAUAACUAUGUUGUACUGUACUAAUUUAUGCAGCACUAUCCCUUCUAUGCAUUCCACAGUAUGUAUACAUUUUGAUGCAUCAGUAGAUCUAACUUUAUGGUCCAAGGGGCAGCCGAUGGCCGCAGCGCCCGGCAAUGUACUCUCCUGGCCUUGUUAGUAUCCCUUGCAUUUUUCUUCCUAGUCCAAGCUGAGCUGAAGGAAGGAAGGAAGAAACCCGUGGCACUGCUCACGGGCAAACAAGUCAUACUUACCCGUAUAUAUAAAGCAGAUUAAGGCAUUGUACUGUAUGUGUUGACUGUUUGGAGACUUUUAAGUGUUUGGUGUGAGUUCUUCUCUGGAUGUGAAGCCACACGCAGACAAGUGGUGCAAGUCUGCAUGUAAUGCUGGACUUUAAUGAAUUUAGUUUCUUCUUAAAAGUAACGCUUUAAGUAUGAUGGAAAUUAUUUUUGUAAAUGUGUGAUGAUCCCAGAGCGGAGUCUGUAUAUUGGCAGGAUAUAUUUUGUCCAUGUCUUCAGUGCCGGCGGUUGAUGUUGAGGGCGAGGUCGUGCUGGCCAUCCUCUCCUAAGUUGAGGACUUUGUUACUUCAAAUUGAAGGCUGUUUUCAGGCUAAUUUCAGCAAACUUUAAUAUUAAUUGCGGUUUGAACAUUUUAGUAAGUUAUCGCCCUUUGCCUGCCAAAUAUAUUACAUACUGAAGAAUACAAUAUACGCUGAGUGGUUCGUGCUGCGUCAGUUUUAAAAAGCACUAGUGUGUUCCGCGGCUGGGGCGUGCCACGGAGCCUUGCCGGGGGUGUUUCCAAAAAGCACAAGCGUGUUCCGCGGCCGCCUGUCCCCACCACGGCCGUCAGACCAGAGGCCAAAUAUUCAUGUUGCUUUGUACUGUACAUAAGAGUUUAUUUAUGUGUGUGAUGGUCUUAUAUAAGAGAUGCAUAUUUAUCUAUACAUAUAUGAACAGAGGCAUCUAUUGAAAGAAAUAAACUUUAAUCUCU